GCUUUUUCAUGUUGGCCAGAAUUGAUGGCUGAACAUGCUGAGAAGUUUCUGUCUCUGUACAGAGCCGACAUGGAGGCAGCUCUUCAGGUCCAGUCGAUCGAUUCCUGGAAUAGCUUCCCACUAUUUCAGCUCUUCAACAAUUUUCUACGAACAGACCCUCACUUGUGCAAUGGGAUGUUCCACAAACACCUCCAAGACCUGUACAUCCCACUGGUGGUACGAUACAUUGAUCUAAUGGAGUUGGCCAUUGCUCAAUCAAUCCACCGCAGCUUCCAGAAGGAAACCUGGCAGCCUGUCAACAAUGGUUCAGCAACCUCAGAGGAUUUGUUCUGGAAGCUGAACACUCUACAAAUGUUUGUGAUGGACCUUCACUGGCCAGAACCAGAGUUUGCAAAGCAUCUGGAGCAAAGACUCAAACUGAUGGCCAGUGACAUGAUGGAGGCCUGCGUCAAAAGAACAAAAUCUGCAUUUGAUGCCAAAAUGCAGAAAGUGUGUAAGUCAACAGACUUCCUUCUACCACUGUCAGUUUGCACCAUGUUCAACGUGCUGAUUGAUGCCAAAAACCAAUGCUCCAAACUCUGUGUGCUGGACAGCGAACAGGAGAUUGACGGACAGUGGCAACAGUACCACUCCAAAAUUGAUGUUUUGAUUGACGAGGCAUUAAAGGACAUUAUUACAUCACUCGUGUCAAAGUUUGCUGCUGUUUUAAACGGUGUCCUCUCCAAGCUCUCAAGAUAUGAUGAAGGGACAUUCUUCUCUUCAGUCCUGUCUUUCACAAAACCAAGGAUGGAUCUGGCUGACACUUACACUAGUUUUGUACGACAGAACCAGGACAUUCUGCACCGUGGUGUCAGUGAUGAGCUCUACAUUGAGACCGUAUUUGAUCAAUGGUACACUGACUCCAUGAGGGCGAUAUGUGUUUGGCUCACUGACAGACUGGACCUGCAGCUGCACAUGUAUCAGCUGAAAACACUCAUCAACAUUGUUAAGAAGACCUAUCAUGACUUCAGGUUGCAGGGAGUCCAGGACAGCACACUGAACAUCAAAAGCUAUGAAACCAUCUACAACAGGCUGACGAUGGAGGAGGCUACUGUGGCUGUCAAGGCAGGUGAUGGCCUACGGGGCAUCAGCACGAGAGACAGUGAUGUAGAGGAUGACUAAACACACAUCUGCACACAACCGGUUACUGCUUGAUUAUCACCCUUUGUAAUGGACAUUCGAUUGCAGUCUGUGACACACUACUACGCUUCACUAAGUAGUUCACACAAAGCUGAAAGAAUAGUUAACAGAUUUUUUUUUUCUUGUACUGUGGCUGAAGUAUUGCUGCGGUGUUUCAACAAAGACAAGUUAUCAAUUAGUGCUAGAUUGCAUUGGCCAGAGAGAUGCUCUAUUCUGCUGUAGUUGUUUUGCUAACAGCUCAUCAACAACUGUUGACGCUCUUGGCAUUCAGAAACCUCUAAGUUUUGGUUGUACAUCUCCAUGGUAUUUUCUCCACUGUUUCAGUUCUUGUCUGAUUUACAAUUAUAUACAAUUUAUUUCUAUAACAUAGUGAUGCACAACAUGUGCACAUAUGUUAGAAUUCUUGAAAUCAGUAAAUAAAAAGACAUAAAUCUAAAGUAAAUGUAGUGAGAUGCAGUGUUUUUUUUCUGAAAUGUAAUAAGGUACAAAAGGGGUCAAAUGGGUCAAAAAUUAGAUGUACAAAUAGACUCAAGGUCAGCUGGAGUUUUCAAUGGUGGUUUGAGGGAAAGUAUCUCAAAAUUUUUAAUCCUUUUGAGUCACACCAGGUGAUAACGUACCAAACUUUCUAUAUUAAUAAUUUGCAAAUUUGGCAUAUGGAGGGGAGGGCUAAACACAAAAAAUACCUAAUGAGAGCUUAUCAUUUCCUUAUAGCUAAAAAUUGGUUACUGAUUCCCCCGUUUCCACUACAUAGCCAAGUUUGAAACUAUGGAGCUUUUUAGCCACUACUGAUGAACCAUCCUGGUAGGUAUAGUUCACUGCAGGUAGCUGUACUAUAUAGUGUUUAUAUGUUAUAUAGAGUUUACACACAUUCACACAAAUAUGCAAUAUGAGAUGCUAUGAGUGUUUUCCAGUCCACCUCAUGAUAGAGCUAACAACACAAUAACCAGUCGUAGUAAAGGAGGUGAGUAGUCUUACUUCAUUAUAGGGGUGACUGUAGGCAAGGAGGUACAGUCACCCAAUUGGAAGUAUGGUGGUUCCAUCCCUGGCUACUCUAGCCCAGCGGUCCCCAACCCCCGGGCCUCAGACUGAUACCGGUCCGUGAGUCGUUUGGUACCGGGCCGCGAGAGUUGAGGCUCAGGUGUGAAAUGUAUGG
Molecule: messenger RNA, 2332 nt
Organism: Haplochromis burtoni (Burton's mouthbrooder)
Lineage: Eukaryota; Metazoa; Chordata; Actinopteri; Cichliformes; Cichlidae
Product: calcium-dependent secretion activator 2
Biological process (GO): dense core granule exocytosis; synaptic vesicle exocytosis; positive regulation of exocytosis
Cellular component (GO): glutamatergic synapse
Source: RefSeq, a predicted model, not a curated record